Messenger RNA from Drosophila subpulchrella, 5690 nucleotides. Its product is annotated as flocculation protein FLO11-like. Lineage: Eukaryota; Metazoa; Arthropoda; Insecta; Diptera; Drosophilidae. The coding region runs from base 1 to 4233 and encodes 1410 amino acids. Gene Ontology annotation, biological process: signal transduction. The transcript is spliced from 12 exons. Gene Ontology annotation, cellular component: nucleus; plasma membrane. The record is from RefSeq and is a predicted model, not a curated record.
AUGGUCCAGCAGCGCAGCAACAACUCGCACGGCCAUGCCCAUCCCGCCGGGGGAUUAGCCACCGACAGAUCUGCAGAUCGAUCCCAUGGCCAUAGCCAUGGUGUCCAUGGUGGUCAUGUGGAGCAGAUCGAACUGCUGAUCGACGAGAAGUGCCGCAUCCUAAACAAGACGGGCACUCCCAAGUCGAGCGCCCUGCACCUGGCCAACUGGAUGAAGGGCCAGCUGGACAAGCAACAGCAACAGGCCCGUCUGGCGGCCAUCGCAAGGUCGCAGGAGAAUGUAAGCGCCGAGGAUGAGCAAAAAUGGCGGUCUAUCGGCGAAGCCCAAUUUCGGGGGCAAGCGAUUGAGCGGCGUCGAAGAGCUCAGCAUGAGCGCCGCCUCGGAUAUAUACUCCACCUCGGAGGCGGAGGGCGUAAUCAGUGUGAUCAGUCAGUCGCACAGCACCACAUCGGACAGCCAGAGGCAACGGAUGACAGCGUCGCAGCGAUGCCCAACAGUAGUAGCAGUGCCGGCGAAGGAAUCUCAAUCCCAACUCCAAGCUCCAAGCUACGUCAUCUAGAUCCACCAGUCACCACAGCAUCAUCCUUGCCCAAUGGUCACUGCUCAGCCGGCGGUGGUUCACCAAAACCACUGCCACCACCACGUCGCACCCGCAUCGUGGCCCAAAUGUGCCAGGAACCACUUAGGCCAAAGGCCAACCAGCAGGUCAAGGCCAUUGUGACCAUUACAGAGACGGCUAGGAUUAUGCGGAGCAGUCCAACGAAAGGAUCAGGAUCGGGCUCCGGCUCGGUGGGUGGUUCCCCAGCGAAAUAUGCCGCCUGCCAUUGCCGCUGCACUCCGGAGGACUUCACUCAUGCCCAACUCUCGCCGGAUAAGAUGGAGCAUCAGACGUGCAAACUACUUGAAUCCCCGAAACAAACGGCCACCACUGUGCAGCAGAAGCAGGAGGACGAGCAGUUGUCCCUGAUGCUCAUUGGCCUGGCUCAAUUUGCUCCAGCUGCCAAACUGUGCGGUCAGGAGAGGAUCAAGGAGCUCAAGGAGGAUAUUAACAGUACGCCGACGAUAGCUGUGGUCCCACCCACUCCCGAUUCGGUGCUUACAAAGACUAGCACUCAUGUCUGGGACAACAGUGGUUGCUCCUCGAAUGGCGGGGGAACUUCAACCACCAGCACCGCCACCACGACUACAAAACAACCCCGGCAGGCCAUCAUUGAGAAUAUCCCAGAGGAUUCGUGUGACGAAUCACCUUUGGACGAGGAACCACCCUAUCGACCCAUGAGUAGUGCCCUUCGGCGAUUCGGAACCAUGUCCAGCCUAGAGAAGCUGCCCUCCGAUGACCGAAUGGAUGAAGCCGAUGAGCUGGACGAUGAUAUGGAACCCUUUACACCAAAUGGCCAUGAUCGUAAUAGUCCCCAAAUCGAAGAAGAAGAUGACGAAGAUGCGAAUUCCGACCGAGCCUUGGUGCAAAACGAUUUGGGGGCCUCGAGUUCAUCGGGUGGCGUUGUGGUCAACGGCGAAGUCCUGGCCAGUGGAGCGUGGACAAAUCGGGCGGGAGCCUUUGUCUCCGACAAGAUGUCCUUUUUCGAGGAGUCGCGUGCCUUCAUAGACAAGUAUUUGGGCCGCUGGAAUGCCGGCGAUGCUCAACAACAACAGCAGGGAACAGCCUCGGAGACGGAUGAGCAAAUGGAUGAGUGCACCUCGGGAGCCACAAGUGGUGAGGAGGUUUGGGGCACGCCCACCAGUGGCGGGGAUAACGAUGAUCAGGACAUGCAGCUGAUCAAUUCGGAGAACACGCAUUCGUCGCCCACCAAGUCGAGCACCUCUUUAAAUGACGACGAUGACACGGAACUGAUGAUGGACGAACUGCUCAUGGCGCCUCCGAUGACGGCCAGCACUAUUCGAGGAUUGCUGCCACGCUUUUACAGACGUCGGCUUGAGCCCCUUUUUGAGGAGGAGACGGAGAGCGACGAAGAGAAGACGCAGCAGGACAACGAUGACGUCAAAAAGGGGGAAGCAACGACCAAUGGCCACUACCUAGAGGAUUCGGCUGGAAGUUCAAGCGACAGCGAGGCGGUGCCAUCAGUCCCACCACCAGUUCCUCGGCCAGCGGUGCCGGAUCGGGAGGAGGAUCCAUCGGCGGAGGACAUGGACCAGGACCUGGAGGAGGAUCAGUCGGCGGAGGACAAGGACCAGGAGGAUACGCACUCCAGCGUGGAGCGACUGCAUCCGAAUCUGGCCACGAAUGCGAUGGGGCCGCGUCCCUUGCUCACCACCCGUCUGCUGCCCACCACGGCCAUCGAUCCUCAGCCACCGGCAGCGGUGGUGGUGGCCUCAUCCUGCGAGUAUCUGCUCGAUCAGCGCCCCUCGAGCGGAUCAGGACGCGAUCCCGCCGGCGGGAUCAGCUGCAGCAACACCACCAGCACCACCACAACCACGACGCCAUUCACUCGGCCGACGCAUCCGUCUCCGGCGAAGCCAGCAGUGACGCCGAUCGGGAUGAUGACGAAGACGAUGACGACGACGGUGAUGACGAUGACGACGACGACGACGCCGAGUCGAGCUCCCUCAUCGAUUACUACAAUAACCAGCAGCGCGAGCGGCACUACGAACUCCGGCGGCAGAGCCAGCGGCAGGCCUCCGAGAUUUGUGCCGCCGCCACCGCCACCGCGUCGCUUGCUCCUCACGCAGACCGAUCUAAGCGCUGCCCAGGCCAAAACGGAGCCACAACGAAAAAAAUCUGGCGCUACUGCUGACAAUGGCUCCUCGGCGGUUGCCGGCGGCGCCGCCAGCGGUUCGGACCCAAUCGCUACCGGGUCAAGGACAAUGCCAUCAACGCCGAGUACCAGCAGCUCGGCGGCAGCGCCAGCGUUGGGGGUGGGGCCAAAACGACCGUCGUCAACGAUAAUCGAGACCUGCCUGCUGGGGGCACCCAGGCCCGCCUCAGCCACUUCAUCAGCAACAGUCUCGAUCUCGAGGAUGGCAAAGCCGAUCCGCCAGAGUCCCACCCACCACAGCAACUACAACAGCCCACAGCCGAGGGGGCAGAGCAGCCCAGCUGCAGUGGCACAGCCAGCUGCACCACCAGACGCACCACCCGCUGCCCCAGUGCCCCACGCUGGAUGCGGCCUAAGCCCAAGGCUGGAAAUGCGGCUGGCCCUCAACCACGACAUCCUCGGGGACGAGGACUUGAUCUGCUACGAGCCUGGUCCAGAUCUAACAACUAUUCUGGGGCACGACCUCUCCACAUUUCAUCGUCUGACGGGUCGCGAUUUAUUGAGUCGUUCAGCCACGAACAGGGUGCAGCCAAGAGAGGCUGUCAUAUCGUACUCUCAACAACGCAACUCAAAGAUGGACACGCCGACGGUGAACCGCCGGCCCCGCCCCCUCUCAGCGGGCGCCUUGGGCGGCUCCAUCAGCAACAACAAUCACAGUCGCAGCAGCAGCAGCCACGGCAGCAGUCCGCUCGCCGGUGGUUUAACCCGUGCAGGCGUCGAGCCAAUGGGUCAGCUGGUGGUUCAAGCAGGUGGUGGAUUUGCUGGUCGAGUCGCCGGAGGGAACGUAAACGUCGGCGACAACAACACCGCCUCCAGCUCCAACAGAGGCGGGAGCAAAUUAGGCGAUCUGGAAAUCUUAGCGAGACGCGAGAAGAUAUACUCCAUGUCUCAAUCGAGGAGUGGCUGUCGAGUCAGGGAGACGACCACAUCCACGUCCACGAUGAGCACGACCACUCUGGUGGCCAUGGCUACGGAGAUGCGUUCGGGGAUGGAUUCGAGUUCGGAGAAACGCGGCUCUUCUUGGCCCAAACGAGCAGCUGCAGCAGCCUCUCUGACGAGGACGAGGAGUACUACUUCGAUGGACGGAGCGGGAGCCAUCAGUACCACAACCACAACAACAAUGACUGAGGAGGCAUUCCUCGAGACCGAAGUGGGCAGAUCAAAGCGAUUAAUAAACUUUAUAAAGCGUCGCAACUCCGAGAUAACCGCCAGUAGCACAAGCAGCACCCCCAACUUCUCCGACGGCGCCUUUGGCGAGCAGCCCCAUCCGAGCCACAGCCAGAGCAGUAUUCUUCUCCAGAAGCUGCCGCCGGGUCAGCCGCAGGCCCAGGAUUCAGUCGAGAUGGCCCAGAUGUCGCCGCGCAAGGAUAACGACAAGCCAUCACUGAACCGCCGCCUGUGGAAGCAGAUCACCAAACGCCGACGCACCAAUUCCGUGUCCCAAAUAGUCGCAGGCUAGGGAUUCAUCACCACCACCCGAUCCACUUGUCCCCUCUGUUACUGUUACUAACUGUGUUCUGUGGGUAGUUUUAGCUAAGCAUCUGAAGAACCUAGACUAGCGAUUACCGAUGAGCAAUGAUCGAUGAGCGAUGAUUGAUAACCAUUUGCACGGGGCAGCCCGUCGAUAGGCAGUGAUCAACUGCAACCAUAUCACGGUGAUCUUUGCGGGCUGUCCCAACCGAAAGAACUGGCAAAAUGCAAAACCAAACACUUUGUAGUAUGUUAAGAUUUUUGAUACGACUUUGUAGCUAGCGAAUCCCCCGGAUCGGAACGAUACCGGGUAGCUCUAGGCGUCCAAUUGCGUCCAAAAACGAUAAAGCGAUUAAAGAUUAAAACGAUAAAAAUCGAUUCUCCUGCCAGCAGAGCCAAGGAACCGAGUCCCAGCCAAAUAAGAUUUAGACAACGAAUGGCAGUCAGUUGGUAAUACUGGGCACACACACACUCACUCCAAAAUAGACAUUAUAGACAUUUUAGACAUUAAAAACAUAACACAUAACACUUGCAGUCCAGCCAAAUGAAUUAGGAUCUAGUGGAGUUCGUACACUGACUAUUUUUUAGAGAUCAUGAUUAUGUCUUAUAGCUUAGCAGUUUCGGGCUUUUGUUGCGGGAUUGAGACAGUGAAAUGGCCUUACGUAUCCAAUGAACUAUUGUGUGGGUAGCUUAACGUAGUAGUCUUUAUACACAUAACAUUUACAGCCUCAGCAGUUCGUAGUAGUCAUAGUCAGUCGUUAGUUGUCGGUCGUAAUACAAUUUUUAGUACUUGAAUUCCACGUUUUUCUCAACUAUUUACAAACGGAACUUUUGCAUCAGUUGAAUCUUAUAUAUAUGCAUAUAGUAUAUAUAUAUUAAGAAACUUGGUAGUUCAUUUCACAUUGAAAUUGAUAUUGGAAUUGGAAUCGGAAUCGAGUAAACGAAUAGCACGAAAAUUGUUGAAUGCAGCCCUGAGCUGUGAAAAUGCUAACAAAUUAUACGAAUUAAUAACUAACGAUCGAGUACAUUUAUCAGCUUUAAUAGAAAAUCUAAUAUAUAUACAUGGAUCUAAAUAGUUCUAGUUAUAGUUAUAUAAUUGACAUAAACGAAUUACUUUUGAAUAGUGAGUACGCGAUCGAUUUAUUAGGCAUUUAUCACUCAGAUUCACUCGAUGCAUUCAUUGAUCCAGCACCGAUUACACAACGUGAGAUAUUCAGUAAAUUACUUUGUAAUUCAGAUACACACAACGGAUUUUAUGUAUAUGGCUACCGAAGUAUACAUAACAUCUGUGGUAUACAUUGAUUUUUUUGGUCGAACUUUGUAUUUUACCAGAGUAGUAGAGUGCAAAAAUGAAUUUCUCUUGAAAUUCGAUAAGAAAUUCAAUUAUUUAAAGAACAAAUUCCAAAGACAAGCAUCUAAAUAAAUUCAAUAUACAAUAAAUCAAAA